This is a messenger RNA of Carica papaya (papaya), 1266 nucleotides long. RefSeq lists its product as uncharacterized. Lineage: Eukaryota; Viridiplantae; Streptophyta; Magnoliopsida; Brassicales; Caricaceae. The record is from RefSeq and is a predicted model, not a curated record.
CUUCCACCACCGCCACCCCCAUCCACCACCUACACCCACUACUUACACAAACCUUCCUACUUGUCACCAUCUCCUCCUUCCUCCUCUGAACCUACUAGAAUCCCUUCUUCACUUUACACUCCCUAUAUAUACCCACCCUCACCUUCAUCAUCUUCACUCACCAUCUGCAUUUCAUCAUUUACGAACGCUCAAAGCUUUCACUUCAAAACACAAACUAUAUAUACCCAUCUUCCCGUUUUUGAGACCUAGCUCGAAAAUGGCCGUGAUCAAUUCAAGGGUCAUAGGAGCUGCAUUCCUUGUUUUGCUCCUCGUGGAUUUCUCCCUUGCCGCGAGGGCUCCAUGGCUUUUUGGUAGAGGAGGAGGUGGUGGUAGUGGAGGAGGUGGUGGUGGGGGUAGUGGUGGCGGCGGUGGUCUUGGGUCUGGUUCCGGUUAUGGUUCUGGAUAUGGCUCUGGGGGCGGGUCAGGGUAUGGUAAUGGCUUGGGAGAAGGAAGAGGUGGUGGCGGCGGCGGAGGUGGAGGAGAAGGAGGCGGGGGAGGGGGCGGGUCUGGAUUAGGUAGUGGGUAUGGUUCGGGUUAUGGGUCGGGCAGUGGCUCUGGGUAUGGGUCUGGUGUUGGGUUAGGAAGGGGUGGAGGUGGUGGGGGCGGCAGAGGAGGCGGUGGAGGUGGAGGAUCAGGAGGUGGAAACGGGUCAGGUUAUGGAUCCGGGUAUGGAAGUGGAGGUGGGUCUGGAUACGGAGGUGGUUUGGGCGGCGGGAGAGGAGGAGGUGGUGGUGGAGGAAGCGGUGGUGGCGGUGGAGGAGGUAGCGGCAUGGGUAACGGGUCUGGAUAUGGUAGUGGGUCGGGUUACGGAGAAGGUUAUGGAUCCGGGUCCGGGUAUGGAGGAGGAGAUUAUGGAUUGCCAUGAACGUGGAAACUGGUUCGAGCAAUAAUAAUAUUAAGAAGGAAAGCUGCAGUAAACAUUUUGUAAUAUUAGUGGGAAUAAAAAUUGCAUGUCUUUCAAUAAAUUAUAUUAAUUACAAAUAAAAUUACAAAAUGCCUGUUUUUUUUUUGCUUGAAAUUUCUAAAAAUCUAUUAUCUCAUGUUUGGAUGAAGAGAAAAUUGAAGGGAAAGUAGAAAGAAAAUAAUUUUCUUUUGGUACCCAAUUAAUUUCUUGAAAUGCCAAAUUCAUGUAAUCUCUUUAGCCAUUGAAAUAAGAACCAUAUGUUGGAAUUGGAAUAUAAUAAAUUCAUGCUACCAAAAUUAAUAAAAAAAGAAAUACACUAUUUU